Molecule: messenger RNA, 1416 nt
Organism: Oryzias melastigma (Indian medaka)
Lineage: Eukaryota; Metazoa; Chordata; Actinopteri; Beloniformes; Adrianichthyidae
Product: gastrula zinc finger protein XlCGF71.1
Exons: 1
Coding region: 38-850 (270 amino acids)
Biological process (GO): regulation of transcription by RNA polymerase II
Molecular function (GO): DNA-binding transcription factor activity; RNA polymerase II cis-regulatory region sequence-specific DNA binding
Source: RefSeq, a predicted model, not a curated record
UACAGAAUAUCAGGAGGAACCAGAACCUCUGAAAGUCAUGGAAGUAGAGGAGGAACCAGAACCUUUUCUGUUUAAGGAAGAUCUGGAGGAACCAGAACCUUCUCUGGUUAAGGAAGAGCAGGAGGACCCAGAACCUCCACAGAUUAAGGAGGAGCAAGUUGAGCUGGGCAUCAGUCAGGAUGAAGAGCAGGUUGAUCUGAAGCGGGAGUCUGAUACCCUGACGGAGAAGAAUGUGUUUGUUGUGGGUGGUCCCAGAGAAGAGAAGUCCUUUUUCUGUCCAGAAUGCAAGAAAAGUUUUCGAAAUGGAUCGAACCUGAGAAUCCACCAGAGGACUCACACAGGAGAGAAGCCGUUUUCCUGCAAAGAAUGUCUCAAAUGUUUCAAUGACAGUUCUAAUCUGAGAAGUCACAUGAGGACUCACACAGGAGAGAAGCCGUUCUCCUGUAAAGAAUGCCACAAAUGCUUUAAAGACAGGUCUAAUCUGAGAAGUCACAUGACGACUCACACGGGAGAGAGGCCGUUCUCCUGUGAAGAAUGCUGUAAAAGAUUCAGCCUUCGAUCUACUCUCAGAAUCCACAUGAGGAUCCACACGGGAGAGAAGCCCUUUUCCUGUAAAGUCUGCAACAAAAGCUUUAAUGUCAAGUCCUAUCUCAUAUCGCACAUGAGGACUCACACGGGAGAGAAGCCUUUUUCCUGUCAAGUGUGUCAAAGAAGUUUUAGCCAAAGUUCUAACCUCCGAAUCCACAUGUGGACCCACGCAGAAAAAAAGCCCUUUUCUUGUAAAGAAUGCGACAAAAGUUACAGUCAGAGAUGUCAUCUGAGAAAGCACAUGGAGAACCACAGAAGAUGACUUCUGCAGUAAAAGACUGAAGCUGCAGAUCAUAUUUAUGACAUUUUUUUAAUUCCUCCUGUGGUGUGUUAUUGUCCGUGUUUGUAAGAUACUUUAUCUAAUCCUUGUGCUAUCUUCUGGGUCCAGAUGACCCGACCCUUAUAUUGAUGUGUGAUUCCUCCCAUGACAAAGGUGGACAGCAUUUUGUCUGCCACGGACUCCAAUGGAGAAUAAAAAUUCUUAAAAAAAAGUUCUUAAAUGUGAAAGUCUUUCAUGUAUCGACUUCAAUGGUAAAUACAUAAAGUGUGUCCGUGUGGAGGGGGGGGGGGGGGUCUAGGACAGUGUUAGACAAAUAAUAGUUCACUUUCUGUCCAUAUAUCAGCACGUAGUCAUGAAUUUAAAAUGAUAAGUCAUUUACAAAUGUAUUCCAUGUCACACAACACUUCACAGAGAUAAGUUUAUGGAAAAUGUGUUAUUUUAUGUUUCAUCUGAUGUUCCUAUUGGAUGUGAAUGUUGUGGAAUCCUAGAAUCUAGAAUGUCUUCACUUGUUCUUCAUGUUGUAAAAAUAAAGGCAGAUUUAAGUUGAU